UAUCUCGAGGAAAGGCGGGGACUGGGUAAGAAGAUGGCGAGUGGCUACUACUUUGUGAUCGUGGGUCACGGAGACAACCCUCUGUUCGAGCUGGAAAACUCUACCAAGACCUCGGACAAGAGCGAUGACAAGAAGAGCUUGAACCAGUUUGUGGCCCACGCGGCACUGGAUCUGGUGGACGAGGCCACCUGGCAGACUGGGAACUUGUACCUCAAGACUGUGGACAAGUUCAAUGAUUCGACCGUGACUGGGUUUGUCACAGCCAGCCGUAUCCUGCCCUGCGCGACGUAGCUAAAGAUUACAGUGGAUAUAGCAGUGUUGUAUGUGCAGCCUGUUGGCUGAAGAGAUGAUUUCCUGACCCCUGUAAUCAGACAUGCGUUUCCUGCUCCUUCAUGAUGGCCAGUCACGAGGCAGCGACACAAUACGAAACUUCUUCACCGACAUGUAUGACGCCUUCGUAAAGGCAGCACUGAAUCCGUUCUAUGUGCCCAACACUCCCAUCACCUCCAUACAUUUCAAGAGAAAAGCUCAGCAGAUUGCAAAGAAACAUCUCAAUUGAUCCAACCACACUACAACUUCAACUCGUGCUGAUGUUGUCUUUUUGUACCGCGUGCAUGGGACAUUAACAACAUUCACUUGUGACAGUUAUUUGCACAAAUUGUCCAGCUAUAGUCAGUUUUCGGGGAUUGUGGAUUGACCUGUCCACCUUCCAAUUUCUUGUUAAAGUUUAAGGGCCACCCUGUAUUCAUUGUUACACAUUGUCUCAACUACCUUAUAAACUGUUGAUACAUGGACAUACAUUAUAGCU
Geodia barretti is the source of this 808-nucleotide messenger RNA. The record is from the annotation of a GenBank genome assembly. Lineage: Eukaryota; Metazoa; Porifera; Demospongiae; Tetractinellida; Geodiidae.